This is a messenger RNA of Diatraea saccharalis (sugarcane borer), 2066 nucleotides long. Lineage: Eukaryota; Metazoa; Arthropoda; Insecta; Lepidoptera; Crambidae. The record is from the annotation of a GenBank genome assembly.
GACAAUGACAGCAGCAGAUGUGAAACGUAAAAUUCGAGGCUUGUCGUCAAGAAAUUCCGGCAUAUAGGAAACAAACAAUGUAAACAGAUUUUUAGGUACUAGAAAUGAUAAGGCAAUCCCUAAAAUAUAGAAAAACCAUCACUGUAAUCGGUUUUCUGUGUCUACUGCUGCUGGUAUACUUACUUUUAAUUCUUAAAAGGGAUAUUAAUGAUAAAGUCACAAGUCACCAAAGACUUAGUAAAAAGGAAGAACGUAUAUUUGAAUCUGAACCAAAGAGAGAGAAGCAUGUUAAAUUAGCAAAAAUGGAAUUGGACAAAAAUAUACAUAGUACAAUAAAGGAGCUACAGGAUGCUAAAGCUCGUAUUGAACAUUUAGAAAAGAAAAUAGCUAUACUAGAAGGAAGGAUUCCUGAAAAGUAUCCUGAUGUUAAAUAUUUAGGAUAUAAGGAAAGAAAAAGAAUUUUGGUGACAGGUGGUGCAGGUUUUGUUGGUUCUCACCUGGUUGAUGUGCUAAUGACACAAGGCCACGAAGUUAUUGUUGUAGAUAAUUUCUUUACUGGUCGCAAAAGGAAUGUUGAGCAUUGGUUUGGACAUCGGAAUUUUGAAAUGAUUCAUCAUGAUAUUGUUAAUCCCCUGUAUAUUGAGGCAGAUGAAAUAUAUCACUUGGCUAGUCCUGCAAGUCCUCCCCACUAUAUGCAAAAUCCUGUUAAAACAAUUAAGACAAACACCGUGGGAACUAUUAAUAUGUUAGGUUUGGCAAGACGCGUUGGUGCUAAAAUUUUGAUAGCAAGCACUUCAGAAGUUUAUGGUGACCCGAUGGUGCAUCCACAACCAGAAUCUUACUGGGGACAUGUAAAUCCAAUAGGACCGCGAGCGUGCUAUGAUGAAGGAAAGAGGGUGGCAGAAACAUUAGCUUAUUCUUAUGCUAAACAAGAAAAUGUGUCGGUGAGAGUAGCAAGAAUCUUCAAUACGUAUGGACCGAGAAUGCAUGUGUCCGAUGGCAGAGUGGUGUCAAACUUUAUUAUGCAAGCAUUGCAAAAUUUAACGAUCACUGUGUAUGGUAAUGGGAAGCAGACUCGUUCGUUCUGCUAUGUAUCAGAUCUGGUAGAUGGGCUAUUAUCUUUGAUGGCAUCUAGUUAUACUUUACCGGUGAACCUCGGAAAUCCGGUAGAACAUACAAUAGAAGAAUUCGCUAUGAUAAUAAAGAAUCUAGUCCCGGGUUGCCGCAGUACUGUGGCGACUGGCGCGGCCGUGGAGGACGAUCCGCAACGGCGGCGACCCGACAUCGCGGUGGCCGAAGCAAAUCUCAGAUGGUCGCCGAAGGUAACUCUAAAAGACGGACUUCAGAGAACAAUUGACUAUUUUAGGGAAGAAUUAUCCAGGACGACAUUUUACAAUAAUCAGACGUACAUGGACAUUAAUGUAAAACCUCACAAUUAGAAUAAAAUUACUAUUCCUGUAAUAAAUGUGAUACUAGACUGGCGCCAAAAGGUCUUAGGAGUGUUUUGUAUAAUCUUAUAAUUUUGUUUAUUUUUUAUGUUUGCAGUGAAUUUUUCAAAAUAUUUUGUAUCUCGUUUUUUAUUGAAUCGCUUUGGAUCAUCCAUAAGUGUUUAAAUGUCGAAAUUUUUAUAUUGUGUUAAAUUGUUUAUAAAUUAAAAUUUACAUUAUUUCAAUAAUGUUUUAAUUUAUAUGUGUAUCUGAAUAUAAAUAGUGACUAGAAUAAAAAAAAUUAUCUACAACAUUUACUAGGAAGUACGUUCCAAUUAUAAAUAUAAGAUUGUCUGUUUAGAAUUUCAGUCUUGCAUAAUUUCUCCCCAUGCGAAUUAACUAGUGAUUUAUACAUUUGAAACAUGUCACUGGAUGUUUGUUUGUGUCUCACUAGCAUGUUUUCACUGCAACCUCUGGAUUUCCAUUCAGAGUCAAACCUUAAGUCGUGAACUCUAUUAAUACCAUCAAGCGCAGCUGUCCAAACUCCCAUAGAAACAUCUUCAGAGUUAUAGAGGCUGAAAUAUACAAAAAAAAAAACUAUGAAUUCUCUUAAUUUUAGGGGAUUGUGAUAAAGAUAAG